Acanthopagrus latus (yellowfin seabream) is the source of this 2873-nucleotide messenger RNA. RefSeq names its product programmed cell death 1 ligand 1-like. NCBI's taxonomy places the organism in Eukaryota, Metazoa, Chordata, Actinopteri, Spariformes, Sparidae. The transcript has 4 exons. The coding region runs from base 461 to 1021 and encodes 186 amino acids. The record is from RefSeq and is a predicted model, not a curated record.
UAUGAUCCAAUUCAGAGAGAAAAACUGAUUCGACAGCUGUUUUCCUUGUAAAUAAAGAUGUAUUUCUUAAAAUAUAAAUUGUGAAUAGAAGUUAAACUGUUUACACUCUUUUAUCAUAUCUGUGUAACAUAUCUGAUGUACAAACACAUUUUGUACAUACUGCCGCAUAAAAUAGUAGUUUUCUGUGAAACUACCCGUCCCACAGAUGUCGUCACGUCUAAGGUAAACUGGUCUAACGGCAGUCGACAGGGCGGCUCUUCAGCUGCAACAAGAGAAGGAAAACAUGCAACUGCACGUCUGCAGAUGAGACAAAUGAUUUAACAGAGGCAGGAGGAGCAGGAGCAGCUGGAGGACAGGCUCAUUCUGAUGGAGGAUUGAGGAAAAGGAUCAUUCUGGAAGUUUUUCACAGACAGAGGACGUCUGAGUUUAUGUUGGGGAGAAGUGACUCUGCUGGGAGAAGAUGAUCUGCAGGAUCCUGCUGCUCAUCAGCCUCAACUGUGUCUGUGGACUGUAUAAGCCUCGUUACUCAGGUCCAGUCUAUCAGUCGGAGGAGAACCACAACAUCACAGCAGAGUGGCGCUUCUCGUCCAAACCCAACAUCUCCGUCCCCUCGCUGAAGAUCCACUGUGUGUUCGUGCGGGGGCUGAAGGUGUUUUACCACCUGGACAACAGCGUUGACGAGCCUCAGCACGAGCAGUUCUCAGGACGGGUUCAGUGCGACAAAGACGCUCUCAGAACAGGACGGGUCAGACUUCAUGUGUCCAGAGUCAGGACCGAAGACUCGGGCCUGUACCUCUGCAGGAUGGCCACUGGAUCUGGCAGGAAGGUCUCACAGUUCUCAUUUAACAUCACUGAAGCCACUGUGACGUCCAAACCCCUGAUACCAGAACCAGAACCAAAACCAAAGCCAAAGCCAGAGAGUCGGGGCAGGAUUGGCCUGUUUGUUGGACUGGGACUGGCAGCAGCAGCAGCAGCUGGACUGACUGUCUGUCACUGGACUUCAUCAUGUCGCUCUACCUGAAGUGAAACAAGUAGGACCCAGAAGCCCAACAGUUGUAGCAAAGCAUCAUCUCAGAUGCAUAUUUUCUUUAUUCUUGUUAAACUGGAUGACUUGCGCAGGCGCAGGUUUAUGUCCACAUGUUGCUGACUUGUACGUCACUUUUACAUGGAUGGUUCUGAAACACUUUCACUGCCCUGAAUGAUUUGUAGCACAGGUCCAAACUUUCCAGGACGGCAUAGCUGGACAAAUAUCUCACCCAAAACAUCUUCUCAAGAGUGUACAGUAACUUGUUCCUCAUUAUACAACAGGGUUAUAUAACCUAACUACAAUUUGUAAACAUCUUCAUGCAACACAAAUUUACAGAUAUACAGUUUAUGUAUGUAGAACAUAGUAAGCAUGAGCUGCAUCUGUUGGAUCUGCGUCAGGGUGGAAGUAAACAGCAGCAACAAGAUGAAGAUAACGUGGUCGACAGAAAACUCUGUCCAUCGGCUUUGACUGCAUGUGAGCACCAAGCAUCGAUGUUAUCAACACAGAGUCUGACUCUCCUCGUCCGGCUGUCGUCCUGCUCUCUUUGGAGUGUAGACGGUUAGUUUGUGAUGAGGUCUGGUAUCUUGGCUGCUCCAUAAAAGCAGUCGCUCAGUAGCCGUAUUUAACACCGUAAUAAAGAAUCUGUUUUGCAGGAAAUAAGCGAGAGAGAGCUCUGACGCAGAUACGACGUCUUUAUCUCAAGACUUUUACCCUCUAUUGUUGAUUGGAUGUGUAGAUCUGAGGAGAGCACUGCUGAUAGUGCUGGAGAUGAACAGACAGGAGCGAGCUCACCUGCAGGCGAACGUCGCUAACAUGCGUCAGACGUGGGUUUUUGUCAGUACAUUAACAUUCCUGCAAACAAAAGAUUCGUCCGACUUCUCAUGUGUCACGUGUUGAUGACCUGGUUUUCAUAUGAGGAGGUGUAGGACAUGGUGGUGGAGUUACAGUAGAUAAGACUCAACAGUUUCAGUCUGUUUUUCUGCACUGAGAAGAGUGAAACCACUGCAUAUAUUUUGAGGAUUGGGAGUGGCAUCUCAACAUUUGAGAAUGUGACACCUUUAAAAGAGAAUAAGAAGACAACUUCCUGCCAAAGUUUGUGAUGACCAGCCUGAGUAAAUUUCACUGCCAGGUUUGUAUUUUUAACGAGGCCUCUGUACAGUUUCCACCCAAAUAUGUAUUUUAAGCCAAACAGUGAUGUUUUUCGAACCCCAACGAGGUGGUUCUAAUGUCCAAUCUGUGAAAACACGAUUCUUAACUGAGUGUUUAUCAGCGUGUUGUCUAAACGUUUGCACCACUGAGAUAAAGCAUCGUGAUAAGAUGAUGACUAUCAGAACACAACUUUAAUCUGCAGCUUGUGCAAAAUAAAAUCAGUGAUAUCGAGCAUGAAAACCAUCAAUUUCAUGUUCACAUCGAUGAACGUGAUUGUAAUAAAUACAGUCCCGACGCACUGUUGUUGUUUUAAAGAGAUAUAGAAGUGAAAUACGGCCAGUAUAUUUAUAUAAAUAUCUGUAAAUAUAUACUUUUUCUUUUCUCAUCAUUGAACCACUUGAUAGAAGAGUAGAAAUAAACAGGUGGUGCCGACCAGUGUUAUAUUGUGUUUAAAUAUUUAAUUUAUCUCUUUUCUUUUCUUGCAGACUAUUUGUGUAUUAACACAACUUUUCAUGCCGAAGUUCUAUAAGUGAAUGAGCUAAUUUCCUUGUAUAUACUGUCGUGAACACUGUGUAUAUUUAUGUCAGAACAUUCCUGUUUUAUAUUUUUCUUUUUACGAUUUCUUUUCAGGAAACUGAUGCAAGAAAAUAAUAUAAAAAUGUCCAUUAAUUUGUGUAAAUAAAGUGUAAAGUUAUUG